Molecule: messenger RNA, 2463 nt
Organism: Fopius arisanus
Lineage: Eukaryota; Metazoa; Arthropoda; Insecta; Hymenoptera; Braconidae
Gene: pasha
Product: partner of drosha
Exons: 6
Coding region: 285-2261 (658 amino acids)
Biological process (GO): primary miRNA processing
Cellular component (GO): microprocessor complex
Molecular function (GO): identical protein binding; double-stranded RNA binding; heme binding
Source: RefSeq, a predicted model, not a curated record
GGCCCACAGGGCACAGGCACAAUGGACACCAAAAGACGACAUGCAAGUGAGCGUUAAAUUUUUCGGUCUUCUCUGAGCCUGAGGCAUAAAGUACAAAAAUGUCCGUUCUCUCUCGUUCAUUCGAUUCAAUAAUGCAAAUAUCGUUAUUAUUUCUGCGCACCAGUUGACUAAUUAGUAUAAAACGUGCAUAGUAAAAAAAUUGAGGUAUUUUCAAUACUUGCAUAAAAAUAAUAGACCAACACUAAAGAUCGUGAGUGCGGUGGUUAAGAAAUUGAUUAACAAACAUGGCUGGAGCGGAAGAAACUAAUGUCCCGGUGGGUGAGAAAGAUUUGGAGAAUGAAGCAGGAUCAGAUGAACCACAUCCCAAAAAACGGAAGACAUCUCAAUGUCCAUUCCAACAUUCAAAAGAUGAAGGUGAUAAUUUAGUUAAUCCAGAGAGUCUUGGAGAUAGUGCACUUAUCGAUGGAAAUUCUAAUGGAGAAGAGAUUGACAAAGUCAAGGAAGAGCUCCAGCACCAUAAUAAUAAUAUGGUAAAUGAGGAGAAUGAUAAAAACACGUCGGAUAUUGCGAAUGGAUACAAUCAAAGUUAUCAUUCUGAUGCUGAUGAAGACGACUUGAGACAGUUUGAUGUUCUUGAUGAUCUUGAACGCAAUUCAGAGCAAGAUGGAUCUGAUUAUGACACUGAUAGCAAUGAGAGCAUGGAUUCUGAUGUACCUGAUGAGGAGAUUGAAGCUAUGCUGGAAGAAGGUCUUCCUGAGGAAUUCAAAGGCAAGAAGAAAAGGAAAAAUGACUGCAGGCCUUACGAAGAAAAAGAGAAGCUGGUUUUGGAUGAAAUUGGACACAAUCAUUUUGAUGUAUUACCCGAGGGUUGGGUUCAAGUAACUCAUAACAGUGGAAUGCCAUUAUAUCUCCACAAACAGAGUCGCGUCUGUACUCUAGCAAAGCCGUAUUUCCUGGGUCCAGGAAGUGUACGAAAACACGAAGUACCUGUAAGCGCAGUGCCAUGUUUACAAUACAAACGUGCAUUACAAGAUGAAGAAGAAGAGCGCCGAAGAGAGAAGGAGCGUGAACCGACUGCUGAAGCUUGCACACUGCCAAGUGCCAAGAUUGAAACAAUCCAGGAAAAUCUAGCAGCACACUCAUUAGACAGCGAACAACUGAGGAAUUAUUGUCAGAAUAUAUUUAGGUUCAAAGCUAUUAAAGUCAUGAGAUUCCAGUCAUGGUCAGCUAGGAGAAAAUUUACAAAGAAUAAGAAGCACAGGAAACAAUUGGAGAGACCCACACUGCCAGAUGGUACCAAACUCAUAACUUUCCCAAUUGGAAGUGCCACUUCUGCUAGGAAUGGCAGUCCAGGCGCUGGUGAUGAUGCUGGAGGACAACGACCAGCUAAACACUGGAUUAUGAAUCCCUCGGGGAAGAGUUCUGUCUGUAUUUUACAUGAAUAUGUUCAACAUGCUUUAAAAAAACAACCCACGUACAAAUUCAAGGAAUUAGAAAAUGCUGCAACACCCUAUUCUGCCGUAGUUUGUAUAAACGACAUGGAAUAUGGGAGUGGUUUCGGCAGUAGUAAAAAGCAAGCAAAAACCGAUGCAGCACGAAAAACUUUAGAAAUCCUCAUUCCGCAGAUGAGAGAUAAAAUAUCAGGUGAAACAUCCAAUGAUAAUACCACGAAUUCUGGACGAACAACGAAAGCCUCCAGAGGCAAUUCAGAUGCAGACCUAUCAUUUUUCGAUGAAAUUUCCAUUACUGAUCCCAGAGUUGCUGAGUUCUGUGCUAAAACCACUGAGCCAUCGCCACACGCUAUUUUAAUCACAUGCUUGCAGAGAAAUUUUGGUCUUGGUGACAUGCAUAUUAAUUACUCGGUUAAUACUCUCAAACAUCAGAGGAAUGAAUUCACUAUGAAAGUGGGCAAACACGAAGCCACUGUGGUAUGUAGAAAUAAAAAAGACGGAAAGCAAAGAGCUGCCCAAGAAAUUCUACAACGUCUUCAUCCCCAUAUAACAUCCUGGGGAUCUCUCCUCCGUCUUUAUGGCUCGCGUAGCGUAAAGUCUUUCAAAGAAAAGAAACAACUGGAGCAAGAAAUAACACUACUCCAGGGUAAAGCUGCAGUCAACCAGCCAAAUCACGCGAUUCUUGGCAAAUUGAGGCAGGAGAUGAAAAAACUGUCAGAACAACAUCAGGCCAUACAACCCAUUGGUAAAUUUGUACCACCAGACCUGCCAACAGGAUCAGCUGCCAAUCUCAACAAUGUUGACCUGUAGAUGAUAAUUCAACUGCUAGUUUCUUUCGGCCAUUAGCCGAUAUCACUCAAAAGGAUGUGGUAGUGUUGAUGGAAUUCUACAAUAUUUUCAAUGAAUCAUAUAAUAAGAAAAGUAUUCAAAAGACCAUUAUGAGAAAAUAUUGACAGAUUACCAGUGAAAUAUAUAUUAGUUUGAUUUAUCUCAAAACAGAAUUGAAAUUCAU